AUGACAUCUGUGAUCCCAUUUUACGUCUGUGAAGUGGGGAAGCCUCGAGGAAAUCCUUAUACUAGGCGCCUUGUGUUUAAAUAUGGUGUGCUCCCUUCAACCCUUCGCCACAACACAACUUCCUCGAAGAAGAAGAGAAGAUGCAUCAUCCACCACACGACCCGCACCACGACCACCACCACCACCACGGACAUCCGCCCCCGCCCCAUUGCCCUCCGCACCAUGGUCCACCACCUCCCCACCACCACGGUCCGCCGCCCCCUCAGCUGUGCCCCCCUCCUCACCACGGCCCUCCUCACCACGGCCCUCCUCACCAUGGCCCUCCUCACCACGGCCCUCCUCACCACGGCCCUCCUCACCACUGCCCUCCUCCUCCGGGACCUCAUUGUCAUCCCGGUCCGCACGGCCCUCCCCACCACCGCCACUGCUAAGUCGCUAACUACCUACCCUUGGGACUCGUGCCUACAAGUCAUCAUGUGAAUGGAGGUGACGGCCAGCAGCUGGAAGAGAGGGGUGUGUUUGUAAUUCUAUGUUUUUUGCUUUCUUGUUUAUGUUGUAGUAAAUAAUGCCCUCAGAGUCUCUGAUUUGGUGACACGUGGUGGCCCAGGACUCUUAUCCGUGUGUACGUGUGUGCAAUGUGUUGCAAUAAAUGUGACAAGCCAUGUUUAUGGCUUUCUCCUCUCUCA
Messenger RNA from Vitis vinifera (wine grape), 686 nucleotides. RefSeq lists its product as uncharacterized. The coding region runs from base 1 to 480 and encodes 159 amino acids. The transcript is spliced from 2 exons. Lineage: Eukaryota; Viridiplantae; Streptophyta; Magnoliopsida; Vitales; Vitaceae. The record is from RefSeq and is a predicted model, not a curated record.